Molecule: messenger RNA, 1519 nt
Organism: Stylophora pistillata
Lineage: Eukaryota; Metazoa; Cnidaria; Anthozoa; Scleractinia; Pocilloporidae
Biological process (GO): heterophilic cell-cell adhesion; establishment or maintenance of epithelial cell apical/basal polarity
Cellular component (GO): protein-containing complex; plasma membrane
Molecular function (GO): calcium ion binding
Source: RefSeq, a predicted model, not a curated record
AUGCAACAAGCAUCUUUUCCUCAGCCGUCUGAGAAAGUCUGCGUCCCAGGUCAUCCCGGUGCGAAAGGGAGCCGAGGUCCCCGAGGAUGGCAAGGACUGUCAGGACCAAAGGGAAAGAGAAGUGAACAUGGAAUCAUGGGCUUACCUGGAAGUCACGGCAGGCAAGACAUCAGGGGGGACAAAGGCCUUGAGGGAGAAAAAGGCGAAAAAGAUAUUGACGAGUGCAGUACUUCCAUUCGGCCUUGUGACAUUAAUGCAGACUGCCACAACACUAACGGCUCCUACAGUUGUUCCUGUAAAAGCGGAUUUAUUGGGAAUGGAAAAACAUGUACAGAUAUUGACGAGUGCAGUACUUCCAUUCGGCCUUGUGACAUUAAUGCAGACUGCCACAACACUAACGGCUCCUACAGUUGUUCCUGUAAAAGCGGAUUUUUUGGGAAUGGAAAAACAUGUACAGAUAUUGACGAGUGCAAUGCCUCCCUCUGGCCUUGUGACGUUAACGCCAAUUGCCAGAACACUUAUGGCUCCUACAACUGUUCUUGUAAAAGUGAAAAAACAUGCUGGACUCUUAUCGCUCGAUUCUCAAACAGCGAUGGCAAGAAUUGGAUGCGUGAUGAUGGUAAGUGGUGGUAUGACCAGCAAAUUGCCACUGGAGCGACAAACGACCCUUCAGUGAACAACGAUAUGAUCUCAACAGCCUUUUGGUCGGUCAGCGGUAACGAGAUAAAGAUCACGCGCAGUGACGACCCCAGCCACACCCCUCUUUUACAGACCACGGGUAACUGUUUGGGCGGACAAACAUUCCGAUCCAAAAUCACAAGUUAUGGCGAAUUUAGAAAUGGGAAAGUCUGGGCCAGUCAUCGGUGUCUGGGAACUUGUACGGUUCACUAUGGCGGACAGUACAAGUCAACAGACGGCUUUCAACAGGCUGAGUGCAAUGGAAACCUUCAAAGCGCCAACAAGAUCGGCUUCUGGUGUGACUGGAGUAGUGGUGAUGGAUCAGUGAUGAUGAUUGGUGGAGGAGGAAGUAGCUGCUAUCGGGCGGACCACGGUGUUGGUAUUACAGAAGCUAACGAAGCCUCUUUUGUGUAUUCAUAUGAACAUGACUUCGGUUUUGACUCACAUACUUCUCAGUCCUACUCAUUAAAUCUUUGGAUCAGUUAUUAACCAACUGGAUGGUCUUUUGCUUUCCCUUUAUAAAACAGUUUAACCUCAAACAGCUACACUAUGUCACCAUGAAGUUAUUCCAUUUUAACAGGACCGAGUAAUUUAAUUAAACUGCAUUUUUAAUAAUAGUUCGAAAUUAGCUUAAGUUGUGACUCAGCGAUGCGAAAUCAACAAAUAUAGGAGUAUCACCGAGCAGGAAAAUUUAUCUUUAACUUUCAGCACUUUCCAACAUUUUAAAGGAAUGACACACCUGCUUACUUACACGAGAAGUACCCUGGGAACUAUAUUGCUUGUAUUUAGGGUAAACCCCUAUGAUGUGAACAAAAAAUAAAUCUUUACACUUGAUAUGUCA